Haliaeetus leucocephalus (bald eagle) is the source of this 702-nucleotide messenger RNA. RefSeq names its product claudin 23 (gene CLDN23). The transcript has a single exon. Lineage: Eukaryota; Metazoa; Chordata; Aves; Accipitriformes; Accipitridae. The record is from RefSeq and is a predicted model, not a curated record. Gene Ontology annotation, biological process: cell adhesion; bicellular tight junction assembly. Gene Ontology annotation, cellular component: bicellular tight junction; plasma membrane. Gene Ontology annotation, molecular function: structural molecule activity. The coding region runs from base 1 to 702 and encodes 233 amino acids.
AUGCGGACGCCGACAGCGAUGAUCGUGGGGCUGGUGCUGUGCCCCUGCGGGCUCCUGCUGACACUCACAGGCACGCUGGCACCCAGCUGGAGGCAGGUGAGCCUCAUACCCAACCAGCCCGUUGACCUCGUCUUAGAGCAGGGCAUCUGGGACAUGUGCAGUGAGCGGCAGAGCAGCCACAACCGCCACUGUGGGCAGGCUGAUGACCUGGGCUACUUUGAGCAGGUGCCUGUGCGAGUGGCCCAAGGGCUGAUGCCUACCUCGCUGGUGCUCACCUUCCUGGGCUUGGUGAUGGCUGCCCUGGGGGUUCGCUGCUGGCAGAAGGAGCCACAGCACCUGCUGGCUGGUGUGGCAGGGCUUGUGCUGCUCCUCUCAGGGCUGCUGAGCCUCGUGCCUGCCUCCUGGUACACCCACAAGCUGUGGGCACUGCCUGCACCCGCUAGCAGCACGCUGGUUGUAGGCUACAGCUUGGUGCUGAGCUACUUGGGAAGCUGCCUGGAGAUCUUGGGGGGGCUGGCCCUCACCCUCAGCUUCCACCACUGCUGCAAGCAGCGCAGGGCCCCCAAACUGCCCCCCAGCCCUGUGCUGGAGGCUGGGCCGUGCUCCACCACUGGGGCUUACCGCAGUCCCUGGGACAUCCUGGAGGAUGAGCGAGAUGGACAGCACCAGAGGAGCACCCUGCCUUGUGACUCCGACUUGUAG